AAAUUCAAGUUAAAUUUUUGACUAACAGGAUAUGUAUGUUAUGAUGUAUUUAUGAUCGACUGGAAAAAUGAACGACUUUUUUAUUUGGUUUUUUUCAAUAGUUUAUUUGGUGAAUGUAUUUUGCGAAACCAGUAGUUUAGAUGAUAGAACUACUUACACACAAGCAAUAUUAGAUUUUUUUAAAAGCGAAAAAAAACUUAGUCUGUAUGGAAAAUAUGGGAACGAUAGUCCAAAGUUACCACGGAAUGGGCAAUUGUUCUAUUUAAAAAAUCAAUUAUGGUGUUCUUCGUUUGGAAAAAUAAAUAAUAUGGGUAACUCAAAAGUUAUAUUAAUCCCUGUUGGAAAUUGUACAUUCCAAACAAAAAUUGAAGUUGCUGUAGCCUACAAUGCUACAGCUGUAAUCUUUAUUAAUAAUUAUAAUGAUGAACCAUUUUAUGAAGACAAUAAUGAAAAAAUUGUUUCAGUAAUUAUAAGCAAAGAAAAUGGAGAUAAAUUGACUCGUUUAUAUUAUGAUUAUGAUGAAAAAAUAGAUUGUAAUAUUAAUCCUGGGACUCAUUAUGUAGAUAAACGAUGGAAAGUUAGUAAAACUUCAGUACUUUUUGUGCUAGUUUCUUUUAUAUUAUUAAUGUGCAUAUCACUUGCAUGGUUGGUGUUUUAUUAUGUUCAAAGAUUUCGUCACAUUUAUCAUAGUGAUAGAAAAGAGAAACAAUUACUAACUGCUGCAAAAAAAGCAAUUUCAAAGCUAAAAACACUUCCUUUUUCGGCUGCAACCCAUGAAGAGGAUGAUACCUGUGCUGUGUGUCUUGAAUCUUAUAAAGAUGGCGAAACCUUAAGGGAAUUGCCAUGCAUUCACUUGUUUCAUAAAAGCUGUAUUGAUCCGUGGUUGCUUUACCAUCGUACAUGUCCAAUGUGUAAAAGCAACAUACUAAAGUCACUAGGAGUUGAAUUACCAGAUAGUAUGCCACUUUCUAUAAAUGUUGAAGCAGCUUCUGGUGAAAUGAAUACUAUACAAUCACACGUUGAAAGGCAAAAUGAUGAAAGAGAACCUUCUGUACCUCCACAAGCAUGGUCUGAACAAGAAUCCAACUGCUAUUCUUCUUGUUUAUUGUUUUCAGCUUCAAGUCUCGUUUCAGAUACAGAAAGUGAUCGAUCAACUGCAGCUCUUGUUACUUCAGUAGCUAGAGUGUAAUGAAUAAAUAAUAUGGUACAUUCUUUGCUACAUCCAAUGGGAGGAUAUUGCCGAAAUAGUAUUUUUUUUAGAGCGUUUCGCUGAAAAAAAUAUGGUUGCUUCUCAAAAUUUGAAAUUUGAUAGCCUUUUAAAAACAUCUAAAGAUUUUUUUUAAUUUUUUUUUUUAUCUAUAGUUUUCAAUCCGUAUCUUUUUUUUUUUUUUUUUUAAUUUUUUUCUGUUAUCUUGAUUUUGUACGAAAUUCGGUAAAUUCAGUAAUUCGUACCCAAAUCCUUAUUUUUAUUGAUACUAAGAAGCUUUAAGGCUGUUUGUAUUUUAACUUUUUAGCAAAUAAACUUUUUAUUAAAAGUAAUUUACCUCCAUUAAAUUGUGCAUUUCAUUUAUAAAUGAGUGUACUCUAGUUUUAUUAAGUAAAGUUAAAUUAUUUUCUAUAAGAUUCUUUUGUUAAAUUAUGUUUCCUUCAUAUAUUGCUUGAUAUUAGUUAUUAUGCAGUAAAAAAGUAAGAUGGUUAAUCGUUAAGCUGCAAAUGUAAAUUGUAUCAAAAAAUAUCGACCAAGUAUUAGCAUAUUUGUCGGUUUUGUUUUUAUUCUAAAAGGUUAUUUUUAUAUAUUGGUUAUUUAUUGUUGCUUUUCUAUCAUUGAUAUGUAAAUAAAAAACAAUAAAUUUGUUCUCAUUGUUAUUAA
Hydra vulgaris (swiftwater hydra) is the source of this 1870-nucleotide messenger RNA. RefSeq names its product RING finger protein 150. The record is from RefSeq and is a predicted model, not a curated record. NCBI's taxonomy places the organism in Eukaryota, Metazoa, Cnidaria, Hydrozoa, Anthoathecata, Hydridae.